CAGGAUAUUAAAAACAAUAUUAAAGAAGCUAUAGAGACAAUAGUAACAGCAAUGGGCAAUUUGGCACCUCCAGUUGAACUAGCCAAUCCAGAGAACCAGUUUCGAAUCGACUACAUCUUAAAUUUAGCCAACCAGAUAGACUUUGAUUUCCCACCGGAGUUUUAUGAACAUACGAAAACACUUUGGCAAGACGAAGGUGUGAAAGCCUGCUAUGAGAGAUCUAAUGAGUAUCAACUGAUUGACUGUGCACAGUA
Molecule: messenger RNA, 254 nt
Organism: Pterocles gutturalis (yellow-throated sandgrouse)
Lineage: Eukaryota; Metazoa; Chordata; Aves; Pterocliformes; Pteroclidae
Product: guanine nucleotide-binding protein G(s) subunit alpha-like
Exons: 3
Biological process (GO): adenylate cyclase-activating dopamine receptor signaling pathway; sensory perception of chemical stimulus
Cellular component (GO): heterotrimeric G-protein complex
Molecular function (GO): corticotropin-releasing hormone receptor 1 binding; GTP binding; G-protein beta/gamma-subunit complex binding
Source: RefSeq, a predicted model, not a curated record